AAAAAAACUGCUUUAUAAAAUGCCCUUCAAUUAAUUGCACCUACUUUCAUUUCAACGUUGACCGCUAAAAUUUUCUCUACAGAACUAUCAGGCACUCCCCACGCCUUCAACAGCCCUCCAAUGGCGGUCGCUGCCCACAACUCCCUUAUUCUCAACAAACCCCUAAUCUCUCAAACACAUUCUCUCAGAUCCACCCUCAGACCCAUCUCCGCCGUCCACUCCCCGGAUCCCACCAACCCCAAAACCCCCAUUGCCCCCGCCGCCGCCGUCUCCACGUCCUCCGCCUCCUCCGUCUCCUCCGUCGCUGUGCAGACCAAGCCGAGAUGGACGCUGGACAGCUGGAAGUCGAAGAAGGCGCUGCAGCUGCCGGAUUACCCGAAUCAAGACAACCUGGAGUCGGUUCUCAAAACUCUCGACGCUUUCCCGCCGAUUGUGUUCGCCGGUGAAGCUCGGAGCCUGGAGGAGCGGCUGGGCGAGGCCGCCAUGGGGAAUGCUUUCCUCCUUCAGGGCGGGGAUUGUGCCGAGAGCUUCAAGGAGUUCAAUGCUAACAAUAUAAGGGACACCUUCAGGAUCCUUCUCCAGAUGGGCGCUGUUUUGAUGUUUGGUGGCCAGAUGCCUGUUAUCAAGGUGGGAAGAAUGGCGGGCCAGUUUGCAAAGCCUAGGUCAGAUUCAUUUGAGGAAAAAGGCGGCGUGAAGCUGCCGAGUUACAGGGGAGACAACAUUAAUGGAGAUGCCUUUGAUGAAAAGUCAAGGAUUCCUGAUCCUGAUAGGAUGAUUAGGGCAUAUUGUCAAUCGGCCACUACUCUGAAUCUCUUGAGGGCGUUUGCCACUGGUGGAUAUGCCGCCAUGCAGAGGGUCACACAGUGGAAUUUAGAUUUCACAGAUAACAGUGAGCAGGGUGAUAGAUGGUGGCUGACCCGAGCUGGCUGAAUCAGAGGAAGAGCUUUCCAUUCUCAGUGUAAAAGAAGAACAAGAUACGAGAAGAACAAAAGAUAGAUGAAAUGUAAGCUGAAAAUGAAAAACUCAGAUCUGGAGCCAAUGAUGAUGAAAGAGACAGUGGACGAGGCACUAGGUUUCAUGCAAGCGGCCGGGUUCACAAUGGACCAUCCCGUAAUGAAAACCACUGAAUUCUGGACGUCUCACGAGUGCUUGCUCUUGCCUUACGAGCAAUCCCUCACACGUCUCGACUCCACCUCGGGCCUUCACUAUGACUGCUCGGCCCAUUUUCUCUGGGUCGGUGAGAGAACCAGACAGCUAGAUGGGGCCCACGUCGAGUUCCUCAGGGGCAUUGCUAACCCGCUUGGCAUCAAGGUGAGUGAUAAGAUGGAUCCGAAUGAGCUCGUGAAGCUUAUCGAGAUUCUGAAUCCUCACAACAAACCAGGAAGGAUAACGAUCAUCACGAGAAUGGGGGCCGAGAACAUGAGGGUGAAACUUCCUCAUUUGAUCAGGUCCGUUCGUCGGGCAGGGCAUAUUGUGACAUGGGUUUCGGAUCCUAUGCAUGGCAACACCAUCAAAGCUCCCUGUGGUUUGAAAACUCGCCCUUUUGACUCUAUCAGGGCUGAGGUAAGAGCUUUCUUUGACGUCCACGAGCAAGAACGAAGCCACCCAGGCGGAGUGCAUUUGGAGAUGACGGGCCAAAAUGUCACAGAGUGCAUAGGAGGAUCAAGAAACCUAACGUUUGACGACUUAAGCUCGAGAUACCACACCCAUUGUGACCCUAGGCUCAAUGCCUCCCAAUCCCUUGAGCUCGCAUUUAUUAUUGCUGAGCGACUUAGGAAGAGGAGGCUCGGCCGCAAUUAG
Messenger RNA from Striga asiatica, 1800 nucleotides. The record is from the annotation of a GenBank genome assembly. Lineage: Eukaryota; Viridiplantae; Streptophyta; Magnoliopsida; Lamiales; Orobanchaceae.